Molecule: messenger RNA, 542 nt
Organism: Prorocentrum cordatum
Lineage: Eukaryota; Dinophyceae; Prorocentrales; Prorocentraceae
Source: the annotation of a GenBank genome assembly
CGCUCCUGGGGGGUGUGACGCACACAUAGGGGUGGCGCCGAUCAUAGUUUCCACGUGUCUUGCUGAACUCACACCUGCAAUGUUCUAUUCAGCGCGGAGCCAGACAUUCAUGCGAAGCCAUGCCAAAAAAAGGCCCCGCGAAGCCAAUUACUGUAUAUAAAGCGGCAUGAGCAAAAACGAGAAGAAGCAGCCAGUACAAAAACAAGACGCCCCCACGGGGCCACACGGCCUCGGCGGGCCCGGCGGGCUUUCUCGCAACCGCCGCGCGCGGAGGGCAAACCCCGCCGCGAAAGAACAAUAUGCCAAGGGGGAGGAGGGAGAGGAAGAGGAGGAGGAGGAGGAGGAGGAGGAGGAGGAGGAAAAGGAAGCGGAGGAGGAGGGGGGCGCCCUCCUCCGGUGUCUCGGUGGACAUGGGGCGCUAUGCGCCGUGGAACCCCCCCAUGCAGGGAACGCCUGCUUAAAAUUGUAGCCAUGCUCUGAGAAUUCUCUGAGCAGCCGCAAUGAAUCGACGGGAGAAGCCCAGGUGGCUGGCCCAUUACAGA